AUGGGCGACCGUCGAAUGCCUAGUAUUUUUCCUGAGUGCGAUCAACUGAAGCAGGAUUACGACAAAUGCUUCACCGACUUUUUUCAAAAAUUCAUCGCAUCAAGUUAUCGUCACAGCUACACAGUGAAUCCUUGUGACCGGCUCCAUCGGAUAUAUCGGGAUUGUGUUGAGCAGCUACGACUGAUGGAGAGUUUGCAGUCGAAUCUUCCUCACCCCCAAAUAAUUUCUGAUUCAGGUGAAUCACGAUUUAAUCAGCUGGAAAGGAUUCUUGAACAGUUCCAGGAGAAUGCUCGACACUUGGGAGUUAUUGCCACUGAUUUUGGCGCCAGAAGUCAAGAACCCUUCAAUCAAAAGAUACACACUUUAGUCUCUGGUCUGCAGGAACUAGAUCAAAUGCGAAGUCAGUUCAUGGACGUCAAAGUUCCAUUGGAAUUACUGGAUGUUUUAGACCAAGGGAAAAACCCGCAAUUAUACACAAAGGAAGUUCUGGAAAGGACCCUAUUGAAAAAUAAAGAGGUUAACGGUAAAGUUGAGACGUAUAAGAAACUUCGUGCUGCUUUACUGAAGGAACUUGGAGAAGAGAUGCCUGAAGAUACUAUGACUUAUCGUAAUAUCAGAGAUAUAAUGGAAAAGCAAUAG
Molecule: messenger RNA, 639 nt
Organism: Angiostrongylus costaricensis
Lineage: Eukaryota; Metazoa; Nematoda; Chromadorea; Rhabditida; Metastrongylidae
Source: the annotation of a GenBank genome assembly